AUGAAGUACAUUGAUGAGAUUGAUUUAGAGUUGGUCAACCAGGAACUUAACUUUAGUCUGCCCGAUGAUAACCUAGUGAUACGAGGCGGGUGUGAGUUAUUCACAACUAAACCGAUUGGUUCCGAUCGCAAGCUUUUCAAAACCAUCGAUAAACAUUUGAACCAAAUAAUUGAGGAUAACCAGAUGUAUCGUUCGUUGGAAAGGGAAAGACGAAAUUCUGCAAAUUUGGUAUCGGGGGCUAGUAAUAGCAGUCCCGUUGAAACAGCAAACCAGCUGCUGCAUCAUCCUAUGUUACCUCCGCAAAAAGUGCGAAGGUUGAGUUCGACUUCAACCCUGAGUAGAGAGUUGCACAAGGAUCUGGUUGCUAGCAACGAGAGCACUUCUCCUUUACUAUCGAAGUCGUGUCCAGACGAUAGUUUAAUAGAGCCAGAUCAACGAAAGCAGAAGCAACAGCAGCAACAGCAGCAGCAACAGCAGCAACAGCAGCAGCAACAGCAGCAAAAGGAAGAAGAACCACCAAUUGACCAAUCUCCAUUUGGUCCAUUGAAAAGCCCCACCACUAGGAAAACUUUUGCUUAUUUAAUAGCAAUUUUAAAUAACACCUUUCCUGACCAAGACUUUUCUGGCUUGCAACCGACGACGGAGAAUUUUUGUAAAAUCGAUUCGCCCGAAGAUUUGGUUCAGAAAUUCAACAACUUAUUAAUAUCAUUAGGUAAGAAGGAAGAUAUACUAAACUGGAUAUGGGAUAUAAUAAACUCAUAUAUGGAUGUGUUGAGUGUGAAAACUUCGUCCCCACAAUCCGGUGCUACCGUUGGGGGAGCACAUAGCUAUGGGCAUAGUUACAACUCGAGCAGGAAAAACAGUCUCACUAGCAAUAACAAUAACAACAACAACAACAACAACAAUAGUGGCAGCAGGCAUGGGUCAUUAACAACUUUAACAGGAAGUUAUUCUUCCCCGUUUAGUAAUGCCCACUAUGAAAACUGUCAGAUAUACCAAUUCCAACCAUCAGACGAAUCUAUAUUCGAAGACUUGACCUAUCCAUAUCAGCCCAUGUGGUCAUACUAUUGGUUUAUUUACAAUAAAAGGAAAAAAAGAGUAACUUUUUUGUAUUUAGCAGCAAUUAACAAAGUCCAUUUCAACAGUGUUAAUGCUCUAAAACGCCGGAAUAAGGCUAAACUUAAUAAAGAAGUAAUCAAUGGUUACGAUGACGAUGACGAAGAAUACGAUGAGAAUGACGAGUACCAGAAUAAUGAAAAUGAUGAGUUUGCAACCGAUCUGAACCUUGAAGAUAAUGCUGAUGCCGAUGUUGUAGGGGACCUUGAGAUUUGA
Lodderomyces oxycetoniae is the source of this 1332-nucleotide messenger RNA. RefSeq names its product RNA polymerase III-inhibiting protein (gene MAF1). Gene Ontology annotation, cellular component: nucleus. The transcript is spliced from 2 exons. Lineage: Eukaryota; Fungi; Ascomycota; Pichiomycetes; Serinales; Debaryomycetaceae. Gene Ontology annotation, biological process: negative regulation of transcription by RNA polymerase III. Gene Ontology annotation, molecular function: RNA polymerase III core binding. The coding region runs from base 1 to 1332 and encodes 443 amino acids. The record is from RefSeq and is a predicted model, not a curated record.